CUGAAGAGAGAAGAAAGAAGAGUAGAACUGAAUAGUGCUUAUGAUCCUGAGUCAUGACUGAGCAAGCAGUGAUGUUCAGAGAUGUGGCUGUAGACUUCUCACAGGAGGAGUGGGAAUUUCAGGACUUGAAGCAGAGGAACUUGUACAGAGAUGUGAUGUUGGAGAACUACAGCCACUUGGUCUCAUUGGGACUCUCUCUUUCUAAACCAACUUUGAUUUCCUUUUUGGAACAAGAUAAUGAGCCUUGGAUUGUUGAGAAAGAGUCACCAAAAAGCCUAUACCCAGAUGUGAAAUCCCAAUGUGCAACAAAGGAGUUAUCAUCAAAGGAUGACAAUUAUGAAAUGAAGUUAUCUCAAAGGAAGAAAAUGGAAAGACUUACAAGCCAUGACUUUGGAUGUUCCAUUUUUCAAGAUGAUUGGAAGUAUAAUCAUCAUUUUCAGACAGAACAGAGAAAUCAAGAAGAAUAUCUUAAAGCUGUGACAGUCACCCAUGAAAAUAUGCAAAGUCUCAGUCAACGAAUAUCCUAUAGUCUACAUCAGAUAUAUCAUACUGGGCAAAAACCCUAUGAAUGCAGAGAAUGUGGGAAAGUCUUCAAUUACCACUCGCUGCUAAUUCACCAUGGGAGAAAUCACACCAAAGAAAAAUGCUAUGAAUGUAAGGAUUGUGGAAAGGCUUUUAGCAGUUGCUCAAAAUUUACUGGACAUCAGAGAAUUCAUAAUGGAGAAAAACUCUAUGAAUGUAAUGAGUGUGGGAAAGCUUUCCACCACCCCUCAAAUCUCAUUCGACAUCAGAGAAUUCAUAGUGGAGAAAGACCCUAUGAAUGUAAAGAAUGUGGAAAGGCUUUUAGUCGUGGCUCACACCUUACUCUACACCAGAGAAUUCAUACUGGAAAACCCUAUGAAUGCAAAGAAUGUAGAAAAGCUUUCAGUUACCACUCAUCCCUCAUUCGACAUGAAAAAACACAUACUAAAGAAAAACACUAUGAAUGUAAAGAAUGUGGGAAGGCUUUUAGCAACAGCUCAGUUCUUACGGGACAUCAGAGAUUUCACAGUGGAGAAAGACCCUAUGAAUGUGGGGAAUGUGGGAAAGCCUUCCAUCACCACUCAAUCCUUAUUCAACAUCAGAGAAUUCACACUGGAGAAAGACCCUAUGAAUGUAACAAUUGUAAUAAAGCCUUCCAUUAUCAUUCAGAUCUUACCGGACAUCAAAAAAUUCAUUCCAGAGCAAAACUCUUUGAGUGUAAGGAAUGUAGACAGUCCUUUAGUCAUAACAGAGAACUUUCACACCAUCAACGAAUUCAUACUGGUGAAAAACUUUAUGAAUGUAAGGAAUGUGGCAAAUCUUUUGGUCAAGGAGCACAACUUAUUCAUCAUCAGAUAAUUCACACUGGUGAGAAACCCUAUGAAUGUAAGGAGUGUGGGAAGGCCUUUAUCCGUGGUUUGUCACCCUCUCAACAUCAGAAGAUUCAUACUGGGGAAAAAUCUUAUGAAUGUGCUGAAUUUGGAAAGAUCUUCACCCAGAAGUCACAGCUCAGGGUACAUCUGAAAGUUCAUACAGGAGAAAAACUUUAUGUGUGCAUCGACUGUGGGAAGGCUUUUGUAAAGAAGCCAGAAUUCAUUACACAUCAGAGAACCCAUACUAGAGAGAAGCCCUAUAAAUGCAGUGAAUGUGGAAAAGCUUUUUUCCAAGUAUCUUCUCUCUUAAGGCACCAGAGAAUUCAUACUGGAGAAAAACUUUAUGAAUGCAGUGAAUGUGGAAAAGGAUUCUCUUAUAACUCCGAUCUCAGUAUACAUCAAAAAAUUCAUACUGGAGAGAGACACCAUGAAUGCAGUGAUUGUGGCAAAGCAUUUACACAAAAGUCCACACUCAAGAUGCAUCAGAAGAUUCAUACAGGUGAGCGAUCCUAUAUAUGUAUUGAAUGUGGACAGGCCUUCAUCCAGAAGACACACUUGAUUGCACAUCGAAGAAUUCAUACUGGAGAAAAACCAUAUGAAUGCAAUAACUGUGGGAAGUCCUUCAUUUCUAAGUCACAACUCCAGGUACAUCAGCGAAUUCACACAAGAAUGAAACCCUUUGUAUAUACUGAAUAUGGGAAGAUGUUUAACAAUAGUUCCAACCUCAUUACACAUAAGAAAGUUCAAAUUAGAGAGAAAUCUUCCAUAUGUACUGAAUGUGGUAAGGCCUUUACAUACAGGUCAGAACUGAUUAUACAUCAGAGAAUUCACACUGGGGAAAAACCUUAUGAAUGCAGUGAUUGUGGAAAAGCCUUUACUCAGAAGUCAGCACUCACAGUGCACCAGAGAAUUCAUACAGGAGAAAAAUCAUAUGUGUGCAUGAAAUGUGGACUAGCCUUCAUCCAGAAGGCUCACUUGAUUGCCCAUCAAAUAAUUCACACAGGAGAGAAACCUUAUAAAUGUGGCCACUGUGGGAAAUCCUUUACUUCCAAGUCACAACUCCAUGUACAUAAACGAAUUCACACAGGAGAGAAACCUUAUAUGUGCACUAAAUGUGGGAAGGCAUUCACCAACAGGUCAAAUCUUAUUACACAUCAGAAAACUCAUACAGGAGAGAAAUCCUAUAUAUGUCCCAAAUGUGGAAAGGCGUUCACGCAAAGGUCAGAUUUGAUUACGCAUCAGAGAAUUCAUACUGGAGAGAAACCUUACGAAUGUGGUACCUGUGGAAAAGCCUUUACCCAAAAGUCACAUCUCAAUAUACACCAGAAAAUUCAUACUGGAGAAAGACAGUAUGAAUGCCAUGAAUGUGGGAAAGCCUUUAACCAGAAGUCAAUACUCAUUGUGCAUCAGAAAAUUCAUACAGGAGAGAAACCUUAUGUAUGCAGUGAAUGUGGAAGAGCUUUCAUCCGGAAAUCAAACUUCAUUACUCAUCAGAGAAUUCAUACUGGAGAGAAACCUUAUGAAUGCAGUGAUUGUGGGAAAUCCUUCACCUCCAAAUCUCAGCUCCUCGUGCAUCAGCCAAUUCACACAGGAGAAAAACCAUAUGUGUGCGGUGUGUGUGGGAAAGCCUUUAGUGGCAGGUCAAAUCUCAGUAAACACCAGAAAACUCAUACUGGAGAAAAGCCCUACAUCUGUUCUGAAUGUGGGAAGACCUUCAGACAGAAGUCAGAGUUGAUUAUACACCAUAGAAUUCACACUGGAGAGAAACCUUAUGAAUGCAAUGACUGUGGCAAAUCUUUCACUAAGAAAUCACAACUCCAAGUGCAUCAGCGAAUUCACACAGGAGAAAAGCCUUAUGUAUGUGCUGAGUGUGGGAAGGCUUUCACAGAUAGGUCAAAUUUGAAUAAACACCAGACAACACACACUGGAGACAAACCUUAUAAGUGUGUAGUCUGUGGGAAAGGCUUCGUCCAGAAAUCUGUGCUCAAUGUCCAUCAGAGUAUUCACACUUGAGAGGAAUGGUAUGAGAAAACCUCAGUGAGAUCAGGUCUGAUUUUACAUCAUUGAAUUUGUGCAGAAAAAUAUACAUAUUAUCAUAAGUAGAAAUACCCCAUCAAAAUGUCACACAUUACUGUACAGAAGAGGGCCUUGAGUGAAGGGGGCCCUUCCCACAUUGUCACUACCUUCAUUAAGCCUUGAGGCAUUCAUACUGGAAGAAAAAAUUUUGUCAAUUUGACAGAUUAGAAGAAGGCUUCUCACGAAAAAUAUGAUGGAACAGGGACGCCUGGGUGGUUCUGUCGGUUGAGCAUCCAGUUCUUGAUCUCGGCUUAGUACUUGAUCUCAUGGUUGUGAGUUUGAGCCCUGCAUUGGGCUCCAAACUGGACAUGGAGCCUACUUAAAAAAAAAACAAAAACAAAGACAACAUACAUAUAUAUAUAUAUUUAUAUAUAUGUAUGUAUGUAUGAUGGAACAUUGUUACCAAAUUCUGCAUAGGAAAGCUUAUAUUAUGUCGUGUUAAUGAUAAUCCUGUUUAGUUUGGAAUAGGUAAAGUGCCAACAAGUUGAAUGGUAGAACAACAUAAUAUAUACGAUAGUGACAAACCCUAAGUUCUGUGAGAUGUUUGCUGCAGAACACAUUGUCUGACAGUUUUAGGUGUUUUUUCAUACUUCUCUUGAAUCUAACAUGGUUGUGUGUAUCCAACCCCCAUUGAGUAUUUCUGUCAAGAAAGAGAUAACUCAGUAAAAAAGUUCUUUAUCUAUACAGACACAAACCUCAGAGUGUAUGUUGACCCAUUAUCCUCUAGCAUCAUGACUUGUAACCCGCCUUUAUCAUCUACUAGUAAAGUGUCUUUGACCCUCAUGAGUCCCUAGCACAUUGUCCUCUGACACCCAUAAGUGCAUUAGUGCUAAACACUGUGUCUGCUGACUGCCAUUAUCUCAUUUAGCUCCCAGCCUAGUGUUUUAUGAACUUCUACUACCCUCAGGAAAGUUUCUGAGGUAAGAAUUUUCAGGUCAUUUUGGUCAACUUUUCAUCCAGUCUCCCUUUUGCUGUCAUAGUUCUUCCAGCUCAUUUGCCUUCCUUAAUGACCUGACAUUUAUAAUAAUAACAAAUCAGUAACUCAUAUUUAAGAAACCUCAACAUUUGUUCAUGUCUUCUCUGUGUCCAUCUUCAUGCCAUGGGCUCCACAAGCACCCCUCCCCAUGUGCCUCACACACAUCAGUUCAGGUCCUGUCUCAAGGCUUUUGCACUCUCUUUGAAGAACAAAGUUCCUCGUAUCUGUGUGGUUAGCUCCUUCAUGUCUUCCAGUGGCACCUUUUCACAGAGGCCCCUGUGCUUUCCUGCCUGGUUUGAAAUUUUGGCCCCCUCCCCUCUAUCCUUUAUCCUUCUCUGUAGCACUUACUGCCAUGGUACCCUGUAUAUUUUACUUACUUGUCUAUGGCUCCCACACUAGAAUGUUUUUCCCUGUUUUGUUCACCACUGUGAGCCUUGACCUGUGCCUGACAAUAACAAGCAUUCCAUAAAUGCACAUUGUGGAGUGUUGACCCUGUUCAUCACAACUUCCCUUUGAUCUUUUCUAUAUUGCAGCUGAAGAUGCUCCAAUGGGGAGAACAAACUUGCCUAAAACACCAAGCUUUUUCAUCUCUAGUUUUUACCUGGGCUGUGCCUCCUUCCUGGCCCUAAAGCUGAAAUAUCACCAUAAAACUUUUGGUCUCAUGCCAGCCACUUGAAAGAAGGGAAAACUGAUACAGUGGAAAUCCCACACAGAUGCUUGGUGUUCCAGGAUUUCUUACCAUGAUUCAGAAAUACCACAGUGAGCUCCAAAAUCAUUGCAGAAUAGCCUGCUCACUUUGCCCUAGCAUGCACAACCUUACCCCACCCCAGACCCUUACCUAUAGACCCACUCCUUAUGCUCUGACAGGCCCAAAGCUAAUAGUAUGAAGGGGCUAAGAGCAAACAGGGCAGACCUUCUUUGGAAGUUAGGUGUCUGACCCAAGACUGGCAGCAGUGGCCUCUGAUUGAACACUUAGCUGCUGGGCAGCCAAAUUGGAACCAGCAGAAUGGUUCCUCCAGGUCAGUCCACUGGUAACAACUGGGAAUGGGAAGUAGUGGGGUUGUGCAGAGAUGGCUCUUGCCUUUGUGAACAACAGCAUAGUGGUUGAGGAUUGGGACAGAACCUGGUCAAGGGGGCAAGCCUGGGAAUUGCGCCUUUACCCUCUUCAGAUUUUGUGACACAUCCCAUUACUCCACCUUAGAUCAGUGCCUGAUUCAUCUUUAGCUCCCUUUCACCUCACCCUUUCCCAGUAUCUGAUGAUCUACCAUAUGCCUUCUUCUAUCUUUGAACAAUGUAUGGUGGGCAACCCACUGUUAACCCUCUUUACUUCAUCCAGUACUGUAUCUGGGGCUUCUCUAAAUGUCUUGCAACCCAGAAUUCUGCCCCAACUUAGGACAGUGUUUGCUGACCCCUCAAGAGAGUGUCUUGAGACCCCCUUAUCCUACCCCAGCACAGUAUCUAGAUCCCCAUUAUCCCUCUUUUACUCCACUACUGUGUGUUUAUCACUCCUCCUUAAUUCCAGGAAAUAGUGUCUGGAGAUUUUCUCAUUACCUCCUCCACAAUUACUUCUAGCAUAACAUCUGUUACUUCACUUGUGACAAUGUCUAGUAACCUCCAUACUCCUCAUUUAUUCCUACUUUCAUGUAAGUAGUGACAGAUGACCACUUACUGCAGUCCUCAGAAUAGGGAGCUGUGAUAUACUGCCCCCCCACCCAACUAUUAAUAAUAUCUUCCUUUUUUUUUAAGAUUUUUAUUUAUUUACUUGACAGAGAGAGAG
This is a messenger RNA of Callorhinus ursinus (northern fur seal), 6223 nucleotides long. Lineage: Eukaryota; Metazoa; Chordata; Mammalia; Carnivora; Otariidae. The record is from RefSeq and is a predicted model, not a curated record.